UAGAUAUUAGGCAAGGAAUAGCUGAAGGUGGAUGUUGUUCUGGGUGGGGAAGAACUUACUGGUUCCCCCAAGAAUUUGGGAAAGUGUGAGAGAAUUUAUGUCUGGGCAUCUGCUGCACUGACCUUAAAGUGACUUUAGCACUGGCUGUUUGGCAGGAUCCAGUGUGAUUCUUCAUUGAACCGUAUUUUGACUCUACUCAUCCUUUAUUUUCUCUAUUCAUCAUAUUUAUUCAUUCAACCCAAAGACAAUGGAUGUCUACUCUGCCAGGAGGUUGAUCCACUCACUGUGAUUCACAGCAUAGGAUUACACAUGUGGUACUGCAAAUUGUCAUACCUACCAAGCAGACUCCAGGGCUUUAUGAAGGGUGGGGUCAUAUGCCCGGCCCUUCAGCAGCCCAGCUUCAAAAGCUUAUUUCCUUUAACUGUUCAUGGACACCAUACAGCCUCCAAGCCUCUGAACUGUUCCUGGCAACAACAUGAAGACCAUUUUGAACUACAAUAUGCUAACACAGUGAUGCGCUUUGAUUAUGUCUGGCUACGAGACCACUGCCGAUCAGCAUCUUGCUACAACUCGAAAACUCAUCAGCGUAGUUUGGACACUGCCAGUGUGGAUUUAUGUAUCAAGCCAAAGACCAUUCGCCUGGAUGCGACCACACUCUUUUUCACUUGGCCAGAUGGUCAUGUGACAAGAUAUGAUUUGGAUUGGCUGGUGAGAAACAGCUAUGAAGGGCAGAAGCAGAAGGUUAUUCAGCCUAGAAUAUUAUGGAAUGCUGAAAUCUACCAACAAGCUCAAGUCCCAUCUGUGGAUUUCCAAAGUUUUUUAGAAACUAAUGAGGGACUGAAGAAGUUUCUGCAAAACUUUCUUCUCUAUGGAAUUGCAUUUGUAGAGAACGUCCCUCCCACUCAAGAACACACAGCAAGGUUGGCAGAAAGGAUCAGUUUGAUCAGAGAAACAAUCUAUGGGAGGAUGUGGCAUUUCACUUCAGACUUCUCCAGAGGUGAUACUGCAUACACCAAGCUGGCUCUGGAUCGGCACACUGACACUACCUAUUUUCAAGAGCCCUGUGGCAUUCAAGUGUUUCACUGUCUUAAACAUGAAGGAACCGGUGGCAAGACGUUGCUGGUAGAUGGAUUUUAUGCAGCAGAACAGGUACUUCAAAAGGCACCUGAGGAAUUUGAACUCCUCAGCAAAGUACCAUUGAAGCAUGAGUAUAUUGAAAAUGUUGGAGAAAGUCACAACCACAUGAUUGGAGUUGGGCCAGUGUUAAAUAUCUACCCAUGGAAUAAAGAGCUCUAUUUGAUCAGGUACAACAACUAUGACCGGGCUGUCAUCAAUACUGUACCUUAUGAUGUUGUCCAUCGUUGGUAUACUGCACACCGCACUCUAACAAAAGAGUUGAGGAGACCUGAGAAUGAAUUUUGGGUCAAACUGAAGCCUGGCAGGGUCCUAUUUAUAGACAACUGGCGUGUCCUACAUGGCAGAGAAUCCUUCACUGGCUACCGCCAACUCUGUGGCUGUUAUUUAACUAGAGAUGAUGUCCUAAACACUGCUCGCCUCUUGGGGCUUCAGGCUUAACAGCGACAGCAUUGUGAUUAAGAAUACACCUGGCACUCUGGUUACCAGAAUCUCACAUAAGCAGAAUAGUAAUUGUGCUAGAAACCUACUUCAGAUUGUCUCUGUCUCACCUCACAACACAGAAGCUGCCCCUAUCUCUGGGAAGGGAAACCUGUUGAGGGGUGGGGUGCUCAGAAUAGCCUGCUGUCAGCUAUCUAGUGUGGCAGCUUUCGUCCCUAACAUGUAACAUGGCCCACUUGUUUGGUUGUUUUUUUAAGUCUUUGCAUAUAAUACUAACCAGUCUGCUUCAGAAACACACUCUUCAUAUUUGCAGAUCAAUAGCAGCCAUUAGAACUGUUAGAAGGAAAUCAAUUCUAAAAAUGACAGUAUGUUCAUAAAUGAGCAAUAUGCAAAUUUGGUGAUCUUGGACACCUUACCACUACCAAUAGCUAUUGAGGACCUCAAAGAGUGCUCGGGUGUGGGUUAUAACUAUUGACACUUAUUAUAUUGACAGAAAUGUUUAAAACCCAAGAACACAGAAGAAUACCUCCCUCAGCUACCAGACAGACAAUACAUUAUCACACACCAUGUAACCUCUGGAAAAGUCCUCUGUACAUGCACUGACAUGGUAAGAGUGAAAAAAGAAGGUGCCAUCUUAGUGUUAUUCUAAAAAUGGCUUGUAACAUACAGACCCAUUAGGGAGCCCUCCAGGGGCCAUAUUUUUUGAGAACUGAUGAUCCAGAAAACAUCUUGGACAGGCAUGUACACAGGCCUGUGGAUGAAAGGGUUUACAAGAAACCCUAGAUGUUUCCUCUAGAGUCUCCUAGAGCUGCAGACACUGUAGCAAUUGCUUGGUAGCACAAGCUCAAUGAUGCAAAAACUGAAUUCAACUACAGUGUCAACUAUAAUGUUUUAUCUCCUGGAAAGUUAUUUCCAUCCAAAUCAUCUCUCAAGGAGUUAGGUGAGCCACAACAGUUGCUAUGAACAAUCAGUUUGGUAAUUACGUGAUGGACAAUUGCAGAACAUUUUCAGAGACUUUGGAGCAUCUGUAUGCUAAGUCUUCACAUAGACCUUUACACACACAACAGAGCUACCCCACCUGUCCCUGUCACCCUGGCCCCUGAUGUGCAUCAAGACAGAAUACAAAAGGUUAAUCUGUAAGAUUGUUUAAGGACAUAUGCAUUGUAAUGUGCCUCCAGAAAACUUGAAAUUAUCCAUACUUACAUUUUGGCGAUCUGAUUAUACAAUAGGGUGCAACCUAUUUCCCUCUAUUUCUGUUGAUCAUUUUUUAAUUUUCAGCCCACUCUUAAAAUAUGCAUGUUAAUUGGUAAGGUUUGACCGAAUCAAAUGCAAUACCUUGCUUCUCCUAUUUUUAAAAAUGUAUCAUUUUAUGUGUUGCAGGGGAGAGGGAGACAGGGAAGAGAAAGGAGUUAUAGAUUUCCACCCCAAUUUCUUCCCACGUCAGCUCUCACUAAAAGCGAAGCCAUACAAUAACCACAUAAACACUGUCGAAUGGUGAAAAACCCUGAAAGAUGCACACACUCAAGAGAAAAAGAAAACCAUGGACAUAGGUGUCAUAAAGCAGAGAAAUGUUUGCAUUCUGACAGUGCAUAGAGCCUAAUCUGAUGUCACAUAUGAUAGUUGAACCACUCAGUGCUGCUGUAAAAUGUGUCCUCAAAGUAUUUUUUUGAAUUUUAUUUGUACUAUAUAGGAAUAUUUAGGGGUCUUCCAUGAAAUUCAUUUUCCUCCUAGGUCAGAGGAUUGAUCAAGAAGUUUGAGUUACACCCUUUAGCAAUUAGAUCAGAAGUAACAGCUUUUUACUAUGAAAAAAUUCUGUCUCUACUAUUAUAUCCUCUUACAAUAUGUCACUGUCAGUCUUCUUCAGUACAUUUUGCUUCUUUUUUUUUUUUUUUAGUUUUUCAUAAAUUGAAUGUAACCAAAGCCAGCAUAUACUGAUGGCAAAGGCCCUCGAAUGAUAAGGAAGGAUAAAGGCAGGAGUCCUUCAGUCCUACCCCCCCACCCCUUUCUGGAGAACUCACACCAUAUUCUGCUUUCCCUGACUUAUUAGUGAAAUAGUUAUUUCAAUCUCCUCAUAACUUUUUUAAUUGAUCUGCUUCAAAAA
Ochotona curzoniae (black-lipped pika) is the source of this 3676-nucleotide messenger RNA. It is a transcript of the gene TMLHE, whose product is annotated as trimethyllysine hydroxylase, epsilon. Bases 310 to 1575 code for a protein of 421 amino acids. The transcript has 8 exons. The record is from RefSeq and is a predicted model, not a curated record. Gene Ontology annotation, biological process: carnitine biosynthetic process. Gene Ontology annotation, molecular function: trimethyllysine dioxygenase activity; iron ion binding. Gene Ontology annotation, cellular component: mitochondrion. NCBI's taxonomy places the organism in Eukaryota, Metazoa, Chordata, Mammalia, Lagomorpha, Ochotonidae.